Molecule: messenger RNA, 414 nt
Organism: Prunus armeniaca (apricot)
Lineage: Eukaryota; Viridiplantae; Streptophyta; Magnoliopsida; Rosales; Rosaceae
Source: the annotation of a GenBank genome assembly
AUGCUUAAUUGUGAGGCUGCCACGUGUCAGAGUGGGCGAGGUUGCCCUAAUGUUGCGAUCGGUAGUCAUGGUACCGAAGGAGUCCCCCAAGUCCCCUUGCGAGAGUCUUUGGAAGGGGAUUUGAAGUCGUCCUCGGGAGGAAACACGGCCUUACCGUUCGGUAACCCCAAUGGGGGAGGGGCAAAAACCUUGUUCCUUCCGGCAUGUCCAGCUCAGAGGCUGACGUUGGUGAAGUCAGAAGGUCGCGUCGAUCUGACGGGCGAAGAGACGUCUGAGCGCUUCGACUUCCGCGCCUCGCGUGCCGUCAGUUCUCCAUUGGGUGAGCGACACGUGGCGAAAGUAAUGAUGGCGCGCGGCGCAUUAAUGCGCCGUUUGGUUUUUCGAGGGAUACCGUUGUCGAACUCCCCACUAUAA